AUAGCACUCGAAGAGACAAAAAGGAAUGUCUUUAGACGUCCGUGACAGUUGAAUAAAGCGACUCGCGCGCAGACAACGCGCAGUCGUGUUGCUACAAAUUGUUUUUUUCACAACCUUGGAAAUGUACCGGUACAUCGUGCUAGCCAUUUUUGUGAUAGGUUGGGCGCAGUGUAACGUCAUCAAUGAAGAUGACGAAAAUGAACUCAUUAUGGCAUUUGUGGUGAACAGACACGGUGAAAGGACGCCGGAUUCUGAUGAGUUGUCUUUGUCAGAUCAACAGGAAAAGAUAAAGAAACUAACAAUCAUCGAGGGAUUGGAAGGAUUAACUAAUACUGGCAAACGGAGAGCUUACCAAAUCGGAAAAUUCAUUCGACAAAGAUAUGGAUCUCAGGGCUAUGGACUCCUAUCCAAUAUAUACCUUCAAGAUGAGAUAAUGUUAAGGAGUACUGACAAGGAGAGGACAAAAAUGACGGCUCAAAUGGCAAUGGCUGCCGUCUAUCCACCUGAUUCUGAGCAGCAAUGGGAUGAUGGGCUCGGCAAAGUGUGGCAACCUGUUCCAUACACAGCCGUACCAUUGAAGGAAGAUUAUCUCCGUUACUACUCAAACUGCAAGCGUUUUAAAGACCUUAUGGCUAUCGCGAAGUCCGAAUCACUGUACCAGGAAUUCAGACCCUAUACGGAGCUCUUCAAGUUGGUGCAGACGACGACAGGAAAGGACUUCAGUGAAGAUCCGCUUCUUUUUGAGACCCUCUUCGAUUUGUUUAAGAGUCAGGUAAGCCUUGGUCUAGAUAUACCAAACUGGGCAAAACCCGUUCUGCCGAAAUUGGGAGAAGCUGCAAAACUGGCGUACAGGCUUUAUUACAGAACAGAAGAGAUGAGACGCCUUGGUGGAGGUGUUAUAUUAAACGACUUCAUUGAGACGGCAUUAGACAUAAUCAAUGGGAAGAACGUGACCAAGAGGUUCCAUAUGUACUCAGCCCAUGACUUCAACAUUGGAUCCCUUAUGGAAGUCACUGGGAUCUCCAAACACGAGCAACCCGUUCCGGAGUAUGGUGCUGUCUUUGGAUUGGAGCUCUUCCGUUCGAGGGUGACGGGAGACUUUAGCGUGCUUCCGAUAUAUUUAGCGAAAGCCGGUGAAUCUUCUCUUCAAAAGUUACACUUCACCUACUGCGACGCAAGUGGGAGUUACUGCAAUUUUGACAAGUUUAGAAAUUCAACACGCCAUCAAUUACUUCCAGAAUGGGAGUUCUACAGUAUUUGUGAUAUAAGGACUGAGCUGUGAUAAUAAUUAGUAAUUUAAAUAAAUAUAUUUUAAUUUACCUCUA
Pieris brassicae (large cabbage white) is the source of this 1325-nucleotide messenger RNA. Its product is annotated as venom acid phosphatase Acph-1-like. The transcript is spliced from 8 exons. Gene Ontology annotation, biological process: dephosphorylation. The record is from RefSeq and is a predicted model, not a curated record. Gene Ontology annotation, molecular function: phosphatase activity. The coding region runs from base 122 to 1282 and encodes 386 amino acids. NCBI's taxonomy places the organism in Eukaryota, Metazoa, Arthropoda, Insecta, Lepidoptera, Pieridae.